Elaeis guineensis (African oil palm) is the source of this 766-nucleotide messenger RNA. Its product is annotated as cell number regulator 1. The record is from RefSeq and is a predicted model, not a curated record. NCBI's taxonomy places the organism in Eukaryota, Viridiplantae, Streptophyta, Magnoliopsida, Arecales, Arecaceae.
AUUUAGCUCUCAAACCAUAAUUCCCUGAACCAAGAGAUGUAUCCCUCCCAGUCUGCCCAAGCCUAUGAGCAUAAAUAUGGAGUGACAGUUCCCGUCCCGGUGCCGCCGGAAAAUCACAUCCCUCCAUAUACUUCUCCGGCCAUGCAUGCUCCACCUCAGAGGGGUUUGACGCCGUGGUCGACGGGCCUUUGCCAUUGUUUCGAUGAUCCUGGCAACUGUUUGAUCACUUGCAUAUGCCCGUGCAUAACGUUCGGUCAGGUUGCAGAUAUUGUGGAUAGGGGCUCUUGCCCUUGCGUGGCGAGUGGGAUAGCUUAUGGGCUACUUCUGAGCUUUACCGGCCUUGGGUGCUUGUACUCAUGCCUCUACCGUUCCAAAUUGAGAGGCCAGUAUGAUUUGGAGGAGGGGCCCCUUCCCGACUGCCUCGUCCAUUUUUGCUGUGAGCCAUGUGCUCUAUGCCAAGAAUAUCGGGAGCUUAAGAAUAGAGGUUUCGACAUGGGAAUUGGUUGGAAUGCGAACAUGGACCGACAGAGGCGUGGGGUCAUGGGAGCUCCGGCCAUGGGAGCUCCGGUCAUGGGAGGAGGCAUGACAAGAUAAGAGGACAUGCUAUUUCCUUUGUUCUUUCCUUAGUGCCAUUGCUCUUGUUUUUGGGUCCUCGUGCUUUUUUAUGCUGAUAUGUGUUAUGAAACAGUUUGUAUGAAAAUGUUUGUAUGUAACAGUGAAGAACAUUGGGUUAUUAGCUAAUAUUAUUUAUUCUUCUUUCUCUCUA